Messenger RNA from Drosophila eugracilis, 1859 nucleotides. It is a transcript of the gene snRNP-U1-70K, whose product is annotated as U1 small nuclear ribonucleoprotein 70 kDa. Gene Ontology annotation, molecular function: U1 snRNA binding; mRNA binding. Lineage: Eukaryota; Metazoa; Arthropoda; Insecta; Diptera; Drosophilidae. Gene Ontology annotation, cellular component: U2-type prespliceosome; U1 snRNP; precatalytic spliceosome. Gene Ontology annotation, biological process: mRNA splicing, via spliceosome. The coding region runs from base 206 to 1555 and encodes 449 amino acids. The record is from RefSeq and is a predicted model, not a curated record. The transcript has 2 exons.
UUCGGCCGCUUAAUUCUUAGGCCGUGCGAUGGUCACAUUAGCAAUACAAGCAAGGCGAAAAACUGGAGAAAAAUUGAAAAAAAUCUGUUUGUAAUUAAAUAUAUAGGUGGUACUUAGUCGGAGUGCCGAGUUUUGUUCUUGCUAAGCGGAUGGAUGCCUAAGACCAGGAUCUUUAGGAAAAGGUAAUACACAAAAAGACCCCAAAAUGACCCAAUAUCUGCCGCCGAAUCUGCUGGCGCUUUUCGCGGCCAGGGAACCUAUACCGUUUAUGCCGCCUGUGGACAAAUUGCCCCAUGAGAAGAAAUCCCGCGGCUACCUGGGAGUGGCUAAGUUUAUGGCCGACUUUGAGGACCCCAAGGACACACCGCUUCCGAAAACGGUGGAGACGCGUCAGGAGCGACUAGAACGGCGCCGGCGCGAGAAAGCUGAGCAGGUUGCCUACAAGCUGGAGAGGGAGAUAGCGUUGUGGGAUCCCACCGAGAUCAAGAACGCCACGGAGGACCCGUUUCGCACGCUCUUCAUUGCCCGCAUAAACUACGACACAUCCGAAUCCAAAUUGAGGCGGGAGUUUGAGUUUUACGGACCCAUAAAGAAAAUCGUCCUGAUCCACGACCAGGAGUCAGGUAAACCCAAAGGCUACGCCUUCAUCGAGUACGAGCACGAGCGGGACAUGCACGCCGCCUACAAGCACGCCGAUGGUAAGAAGAUCGACAGCAAGCGCGUUCUAGUAGACGUUGAGCGGGCUCGCACUGUCAAGGGUUGGCUGCCCCGACGCUUGGGCGGCGGUCUAGGCGGAACGCGUCGCGGUGGCAACGAUGUCAACAUCAAGCAUUCCGGCCGAGAGGACAAUGAACGGGAGCGCGAGAGGUACCGGCUAGAGCGAGAGCGUGAGGAUCGCGAGGGUCCCGGACGCGGUGGAGGCUCCAAUGGACUCGAUGCCCGGUCUGGACGCGGUUUCGGUGCAGAGCGGCGACGUUCACGCUCCAGGGAACGCCGCGAACGGGAACGAGAUCGUGGACGUGGCGCUGUGGCCAAUAGCGGUCGCUCGCGCAGCCGAUCCCGUGAGCGCAGAAAACGGCGAGCGGGAAGCCGGGAGCGGUACGACGAGUUCGACCGCAGGGAUCGGCGCGACAGGGAGCGUGAGCGAGAUCGCGAUCGGGAGCGCGAGAAGAAAAAGAAGCGCUCUAAAUCGCGCGAGCGGGAAUCCUCCAGGGAGCGACGCGAUCGAAAGCGAGAGCGUAGAGAUCGUGAACGUGGCGCCGGAGCUGGCGGCGAUGUCAAGGAGCGCAAGCCCGACUUCCGCGACAUGGACGUCAUCAAAAUCAAGGAAGAGCCCAUUGACGAUGGCUAUCCCACAUUUGACUACCAGAACGCGGCCAUUAAGCGUGAGGUCGACGACGAGAACGAGGAGAAGUACCGGCCUCCUCCAACAUCCCAUCACAAUAUGUUCAGUGUGCCGCCGCCGCCUAUUUUGGGACGUGGCAAUGCCAAUCAAAAUCCCAAUCCUGAUAAUGGCCAACAGAGCUCCACCGACCAGAGCUGGUGGCGUCAGUAAAGUGAGAGGGUCUUGGAGCAAUCUUUCGAGGUUAAUAAUUCUAGAAAUCAGCCUUCUGUUGGUCGCAACUAUUUAUUCAUUCGACUUGAGGCACAGCAAUCCUGGAGAGACUAAUCAUAACAAUCCACGGUUCCAUUUUACACAGAAAAUUUUAAGGUUUAGCUUGAAUAGGCCCCAAGCAAAACAACAGACCGCAAAACGCAGAAUCCACUAAUAUGUGCGUAGCUUAAAUCAUUUAAACUUAUAAGUAAUUCUUAACAAAUGAAUAUGAAAGAAAAGUAAGUAAAAUAAAGCUAGCCCUACA